Molecule: messenger RNA, 1047 nt
Organism: Arachis stenosperma
Lineage: Eukaryota; Viridiplantae; Streptophyta; Magnoliopsida; Fabales; Fabaceae
Product: NAC domain-containing protein 83-like
Exons: 3
Coding region: 131-790 (219 amino acids)
Biological process (GO): regulation of DNA-templated transcription
Molecular function (GO): DNA binding
Source: RefSeq, a predicted model, not a curated record
CCACUUUUCUCUGUCCUCACACACAAAACAACACUGCUCUUUGUCUCAUCCUUCAAAUCCCUCUAUCUUCUUCUUCCAAAGGGGAGUUCCACUCAAACCCCCCUUCUUCUUCUUCUUCUUCUUCUUUGAGAUGGAUAACAGGUUGGCCACAAACUCCUCUUAUGCUUCUCUUAGAUUGCCCGUUGGCUACAGAUUCUGCCCCUCUGACGAGGUUUUUGUCUCUUGUUACCUCAAAAACAAGGCCCUUUCAAAAACAUUGGAUUUUGAUGUUGUUCCUGUCUUCGAUGUCUUCAACACUGAGCCCAAGAAUCUCCCUUCAGGAGGAAAGGUGUUUCUGGAGACAAAGUACUUUUACUUUGAUCUGAAAGAGCGUGUGUUUGAAGACAAUAACAAGAUUGAAGCAGGGAAAGGGCACUGGAAAAGGGUGGGGAAAGGGAAUCAGGAGCUUCUAAAUAACAACAACAAACUCAUUGGGUUCAAGACCAAGUUUGUUUUUUGGAGGAAGAAGAACCGCACUCAAUUUCUUAAAACUAAGUGGGUUAUGUUUGAGUUCCGUGUUUUUCUCAACCCCUCUCAGGUAAUGUCAUCAUGGGCUGGCUACAAAAUAUAUCUGAAGAAGGAUAAGAGGAGGAACAAGAAGGCAAAGUUUUCUUGCGAGGAAAGCAGUGAUGAUGAUGAAGAAGAAGAAGUAGAAAGAGCAAGUGAAGUGAAUUUUGCAGAUGAGAUAAGUGGAAUUAAUACAGGACCUCCUUCACCAACUUCAUCUAAUGAAUCCUCUGUUACAAGUUAAUUAUUAGAGCAGCUAAAAUUGUUCAAAUGAGUUAGGAAAUUCAAUAGGAGUUGCUUGCAGCAUAGGUCUUUUAAUUUACUAGUAUGAGAAAAAUCAUUUAGAGCCCUUUGGAUACCCAUUAACAACUUUUUUUUUUUUUCCUUUUUAGUCAUUAGAGAUUAGGCAAAUGAGAAUUGUAUAUGGGCGUUUAUUUUGUGAUCAAGGGCUCUAACAUUUGGUGGUGGUUAUAAUAAUAAUAAGAAGCAACUUGUUCAUAA